AUGUCUGGUUCCCAUGAGCGUGACCCUCUACUUCAGAGCGAGGCUCAGCUUUCAGCAGCGCCCACUGCGGGCCUACUACUACCUCCUUCCACAACGGGCAGCUUGGGCGUUCCUGGUCAACGACCGGGGCCGCUAGAGAUCCCGAGGCGCACUCGAAAUGGCAUUCUGGCCGGCAUCUGGGUCGCCACAUUUCUUUCUUCCCUGAAUACUACUCUUGUUGCGACAUUGCUACCCUCAAUUUCGUCUGAAUUUCAACGGUCCAAUCAAGCGAGUUGGCUCGGGACUGCUUACCUCUGCGCCACCUGUGUUUUUACACCUCUAUACGGACGCCUUUGUAACGUGCUCGGUCGAAGAGGCGCGAAUCAGACCGCUGUGGUCUUCUCUGCUUUGGGCACACUUGCAUGCGGACUAUCAGGUAGUAUGGAGAUGCUAAUUGUCGCUAGAUUUCUGGCAGGUAUCGGUGGAGGGGGAAUCUUCACCACCGCAACAAUUAUCACGAGCGAUAUGUUUGACAUGCGGUCUCGCGGACUUACACAGGGAAUUGCAAGCGUUUUCAACUCCCUUGGAAUGGGCCUCGGUGGUCCCGUGGGCGGACUAAUCAGCGACUGGUAUGGCGAAUACUUUGUGUUUGGGACUCGACUCGCAGAACUGAUUCACGGUGCCGACCGUACUUCCGCUACACUCGCAUACGGUGCCGUGCUUUUUAGGCUUGGAUGGCGUUGGGCGUUCAUCAUCCAGAUACCGCUCUUCGUGAUAUCUUUCGUCUUGACAUCGAUCAACCUGCAUUAUGUCACUCCGGGCAAAAGCAAGAGCACGAAAGACGUCCUGAAGAGGAUAGAUUAUGGAGGGAGCAUCACGCUCUUAGGCGCUGUGCUAUCGUUCCUAAUAUUUCUGAGCAACCGAUACAAUGACGCAAAACCCUGGUCGGAGCCCUCCGUUAUCGUUGCGCUCGUUCUUUCUAUGGUCUUUUUCAUCUCAUUCAUCCUAUUUGAGCUUCUUGUUGCGCCAGAACCAAUGCUCGCACCCUUCCUCCUCAGGGAGAAGAUUCCGGUGUUGGUCGGAGUCAGCAACUUCUUGGUCGCCAACUGCAACUUCGCCAUUAUGUACUUCUUCCCUAUGUGGUUCCAGACGGUGCCGUUGAAGAGCGCUUCCGUUGCAGGUGCCCAUCUGCUUCCAAAUUGCGUCUCUAUCUCCUUAGGAUCGUUAUGGGCAGGUUGGGAGAUGCACCGUACGGGAAGGUACAAGAAGAUUAAUGUCAUUUGCGGGUUCUUCCCCUGCAUUGGUGCUCUUUUGCUGUCGUUCAUGAAGGAGGACUCGCCUGCCGUACAGCAGUGGCUGAGCAUCAUACCCCUUGGGUUUGGAAAUGCUGUGGUGCUGCAAACAAUGCUCAUCGCCUUGCUCGCGCACCUUCCAGAAAACUCUAUGGCCGUAGGAACUGGAUUCGGACAGUUAUUCCGUGGCGUUGGUCAAGUCGGAGGAGUGGGCAUUGCAUCAGCCAUUUUCCAGUCCAAACUCGACAGCGAGCUUCGUCGUCGAAUCACAGACCGGCCAGACGCCGACGAGAUAAUCCGCUCCAUCCGUCACUCAGCUAAACUUGUCUCCAGCCUGGAACCUAGCCUUCAGCGGUCUGCAAGGGACUCUUACGCUCUCGCGCUGAGAAUGGUCUUUAUCGUCGCCGCAGCUUCGACUUUCAUGGCAUACCUCGUACGGAUACCGAUCCCGGACAAGGAACUAGACGCAGUGCCGCAUUCAAAACCGAAGAAAAAGACCUCCAGAGCAUUGUCCGGCCACGGUCAAUCUCACGAGGACCCUGCCAUCGUCAAACGCUACGGCACCAUCACAGGCGACAACUCCGCGGUAUCUACGAGCCGGGCUAACGGUCACAACCAACCCGUCACUACCUUUCCCUCAAGCCCAGUCAGGAUGAUGGCCAAACCCGGAGAAAUCUCGCCCGUCUCUGGAGCCAACGAAACUGCCCUCAACGAGAUUGAUGAAGAAGUAGAAAGUGGCGACGAAGGCUCAGACUCUGAAGAAUCCGAAUCGCACGCACCCGCCCGACCUCUUCCCCUUCCCUUAGGUGGCCGUCCGCGCGUCAGGAGACUAUCUACAUAUACCAGCUCCGACGGCGGAAUGGAUCUGGAGGAUGAUGUUAUUGGUGGAUCUGCGAGGCCGGGGAGCAGCGUGGGAAGUUGGAGGCCGGGAAGUUUAGGUGCGGGAGGGGUAAGUAGUUGGAGAGCGGCAAGUUUUAUGGGGAGGAGUGGAACGGCAAAUGGACAGGGGGCUGGAACUGGAAGUGCUGAAGGGGGAAGGUGAGGUGGUAGAACGGGUGGCGAGGGGUUGGCAAAGGGGACAAGUGAGUGAAGAUGUACUCCCGGAAUAUCAUACAUCGGAGAUGACAUGAAUUACGACCUUGGUUACGGAUAUCGGAUGAGGACACGACGAGCUCAAAAUGGGUCGCCAUUGGCUUAGCUCACAGUUACAUAUAUACGAACUCACACAGACUUCAUCUGGAAAAC
Molecule: messenger RNA, 2516 nt
Organism: Stereum hirsutum FP-91666 SS1
Lineage: Eukaryota; Fungi; Basidiomycota; Agaricomycetes; Russulales; Stereaceae
Product: MFS general substrate transporter
Exons: 22
Coding region: 1-2313 (770 amino acids)
Biological process (GO): transmembrane transport; basic amino acid transport
Cellular component (GO): fungal-type vacuole membrane
Molecular function (GO): basic amino acid transmembrane transporter activity
Source: RefSeq, a predicted model, not a curated record